Messenger RNA from Penicillium alfredii, 738 nucleotides. RefSeq lists its product as uncharacterized. Lineage: Eukaryota; Fungi; Ascomycota; Eurotiomycetes; Eurotiales; Aspergillaceae. The record is from RefSeq and is a predicted model, not a curated record. The transcript has a single exon. The coding region runs from base 1 to 738 and encodes 245 amino acids.
AUGGAAUUCUAUCGUCAGCAAGAGGAUUUGGAUAUUAGUGAGUGGAUACUAUUUACUGGGGUUGAUCCUCAGGCAUUUAAUCGUGACUUCCUCAACUCGGACGAUAAAACCAUCCAACGUUCUUGGAGCUCCUAUGAUAAGACUCAACAACUCCUCCUCGCUAUCAUGCCAGCCUCUUCUCCACACGAAGCUGCCAAAACAGCUUUCGAUCAUCAAUUACGCGAUGCCCUCACACCCCUCGGACUUCAUAAGUCGAUUCGAUACAUCGAAUCCACUACCCGCGUUGGCGAGAAUGGCGCAAAACGGCCAGACCACCAAUUUCUACCGAAAAGACGCCCUAAAGGCCGAACCGACGAAUGGCCAUGUCUUGUGCUUGAGGUCGGAUUUUCGGAGUCACCGUCGAAGUUAGUCAAGGAUGUUCGGUUCUGGCUCCACCAGUCGAAAGGAGAUGUGAAGACCGUGAUUACCUUAAAGAUCGAUCGUAGCACGCCUUCUAUUGUGUUCGAGAAAUGGGAAAUCGAUGAAGAUUGUGGGCGGAAGAAACGCAACCAAGUUUUGACCGUCAAAAAAGGCGAAAACAAACAUAUCCAUGUGCAGCCUCCCAACGAGCCGCUUACGAUCGAGUUUGAGAAAUUAUUCCUACGGCCACCGACUAUUCCCGGGGAAACCGACAUCCAGUUCGAUAACGAAAAGUUGAGAGAAAUAGCUGAAGAAAUCUGGUAUGAACAGGGGUUCUGA